Molecule: messenger RNA, 1311 nt
Organism: Rotaria sp. Silwood2
Lineage: Eukaryota; Metazoa; Rotifera; Eurotatoria; Philodinida; Philodinidae
Source: the annotation of a GenBank genome assembly
AUGUCGACUGCUUAUGUAAGCAUGCCUAAAUAUAAAGAAGCACUAGAAUGUGCACAAAAAGCAGUUGAACAACUCCAAAAACGGCCUAAUCCUGACCUGACAUCCCUCGGACGAUACAUUCGUCAGAUAGGACAUGUAUUUCAACAGCAAGGUAAACAUGUGGAAGCGAUUCGCCAUUAUGAAGAAAGUUUGGCUGUAACUCGUACGGACACAGAUGAUGACAAUGAGUCAGUAGCAAUUGUCUACAAUAAUAUAGGUGAUGCUUAUUUGCAAAUGAAUAAAUUUGCUGAAGCAUUAUCUUACUACGAAAAGACAUUAGAAAUUGAAUUACGUACUUUGCCGGACAAUGCUCCGACAAUUGCUGCGACGUAUGCAAAUAUGUCACUUGCAAAUCUCAAAAUAUCCAAAUACAACGAGGCAUUAAGAUGUGCUCAUGAUGCAGUUAAUCAACUUCGAAAACGGUCAAAACCUGAUCCAAUGAAGCUUAGUCAAUAUCUUUGUCAAGUCGGGCAUGUUCUUCGAAAGCAAGAAAAAUACUCCGAAGCUAUUCGCUAUUACAAUGAAUGUCUGACCACCAUUGUUACUGUUAUUGGGAAUGAUGAUGAAUCAUUAGCAAACACUUAUUAUCGCAUAGCUGAUUGUUAUUGUGAAUUAAAGAAAUUUGCUGAAGCUUUACCUUUCUAUGAGAAAACAUUAACAAUCGAACAGAAAUAUUUAGAAGACGAUCACCCAACGAUCGCUGUGACGCAUUUCAAAAUGUCAACUAUCUAUGCAAAUAUGUCGAAGUAUAAUGAGGCAUUAAAAUGUGCACAGGAUGCAGUUAAACAACUUCAAAAACGAUCCAGUUCCGAUCCAGCAGAACUUGGUCAAUAUCUUUAUUAUCUGGGGAAUAUUCUUCUGAAACAAGGUCAACAUUCGGAAGCGGUUCGUUAUUUUGAAGAAGGUCUGACUAAAAUUCUUAUGGUUAAGAGUAAAGAUGACGAAUCAUCAGCAGUUACCUACUUUAAUAUAGGUGGUGCUUACUGUCAACUGAAUAAAUUUACUGAGGCAUUAUCGUACUUUCAGAAGACACUAGAAAUCGAAUUGCGUACUUUGCCAAACAAUACUCCGACGAUUGCUUCGACAUAUGUAGGCAUGGCUACGGUAUUAGUUGGUCUUAAACAAUUUGAUGAAGCCAUGAAAGCUUGUCAGAAAGGAAUAGAUCAGCUCUUAAAGACACUUCCAUCUGAUCAUGAAGAUGUGCAACAACAAAAGCCUUUCAUGGAAAUCAUACGAAAAAAACAGCUGCUAUUAAACAUAUACAAAAAGUAG